AUGACCGAUAGAAUCAAACUUCUUAUUCAGAAGCGGACUUCUUUAAAGUCACAAAUCACCAACCUAACGAACUUACUCGAAAAAGAUCGACAUGGUCAUCAUGACAAGGCCGCGUUGAAGGCGCGCAUGGAUCGCGUCACCGAGCUUUUCCAUGCAUACGAAGAUUACAAUGACGAAUUGUUGACGCUAGAUUCGAACGAAAAUCAUAAAGACGAAUUCGCGAAUGUCCAAGAUAGGUUUUAUUCACUCCUUAUCAGAGUCAGAACUUUAACAGAUUCCAUACAGUCCGUCGCAAAUACAAGCAUGGGUAUCGAUGCGCCUUCUCCCGUUGAUACAGCCUCUACAGUCGUGAAUCACAAAAUGAAAUUACCUAAAGUAUCGUUGCCAAAUUUCGACGGAUCAUAUGAGAAGUGGUUGUCAUUUAAGAAUGCCUUCAUCGCAAUGAUAGACUCGCGCACGGAUUUGUCGGACGUCGAAAAGUUGCAAUAUUUGCAAUCAGCAGUAACCGGUGAAGCAGCUAACAAAAUUAAAAUAUUGUCGAUCGAGAGCGCGAACUAUUCCAGAGCUUGGGAAUUAUUAAAACGUGCGUAUGAGGUGAAGCGUAUUAUUAUCUCGCGCCAUCUCUCAUUGAUAAAUAAUUUGCCAAUAUUAGAAAAGGAAACUACUGAGGGCUUAUCCAAGCUCGCCGACGACGCGCAACAACAUGUCGCUUCCUUGGCCGCGAUGGGAGUUAGCAUAGGAUCGGAGAUGCUCGUUAAUAUACUCGAAAGAAAAUUACCGAAGAAUACCGCCGAUAAGUGGGAAGAAACGCUUGGACGCGACGAGUUUCCGAAAAUCGACGAGCUUUAUGAAUUUCUAUAUCGAUCCGCGGUUCGCGUGUCUAAGCGUGUUCGCCCAGAAGCAUCUAGACUCGACGACAAGAGUUCAUCCUCAGUUAAAAAACCACGUACAUCUAACAAAGCCUUUGCAAUCAAUACGGCGAACAGUUGCAUAGCAUGUAAAAACAAGCAACAUCCGUUAUAUAAAUGCGAUAAAUUCAAACAGUUGGAUGCUUCUAAGCGCAUUGAAAUCGUAAGAAACGCCAGGCUUUGUUAUAACUGCUUGCGUUCGCAUAAGGGCAAACCUUGCAAUUAUGCGAACUGCACGAUUUGUCAGAAGCGACACAAUACGCUUCUACAUCUUGACAAAUAUCCGUCCGUCACGACGAAAAUCGACGCAGCAGAUUCGAAAACGGAUAAGACUUCAUGA
Molecule: messenger RNA, 1248 nt
Organism: Cyphomyrmex costatus
Lineage: Eukaryota; Metazoa; Arthropoda; Insecta; Hymenoptera; Formicidae
Exons: 1
Coding region: 1-1248 (415 amino acids)
Source: RefSeq, a predicted model, not a curated record